Symbiodinium necroappetens is the source of this 1151-nucleotide messenger RNA. NCBI's taxonomy places the organism in Eukaryota, Dinophyceae, Suessiales, Symbiodiniaceae. The record is from the annotation of a GenBank genome assembly.
GUGAAGUCAUCCUCGCCAAGACACUUCCUUCGAACACACUCUGCAAUGAGUUGCGGCAGCUUGUAGCUGCUUCGCGGCAGCAGAGCUCGGAAACAGUUCAGCUGCUGCUCAAUGGGGAGUUGCUGGUCUGUGACACUCUCACGAUCGAGGGCGCGGCUUUUGAACAUGGCCAGUGCCCAGACGGAGCUCUGGAAUUUACUGCAGUGUUGGAGCCGAAAGGGAGAUUUGCGCUGGAAAGGUGCGACAGAGCUCCGGGACUUUACAUCAGUGAAGUGAACAACCACCGUGUGACCCACUGGGAUUGCGAGAGAGCAGGCGGAGCAGGCAUUGUGGGAAGGAUCGUGGUCGGGGGGUUUGGGCGAGGCUCCGGGCCGGGUCAGCUCGCUGGGCCUAGGGGUCUUUGCUUCGACGAAAACUCCGGAGUUUUCUAUGUUGCGGAAGCUGGAAACCGUCGUGUCACCCGUUGGUGCCCACGGAAAGAGGGAGCAGCAGGCGGCGGCCAAGCCGUCAUUGGCGACGACAGAGCCCGUGGUGAGGUGGAGGAGCCUGGUGGCAUCUGUCUGGGCAACGGGGGGAAGAUCUACAUCGCAGAUGUUCGUGGGCAUGCUGUUGGCUGCUGGAGUCAGGAAUUUCAGGAGGCCUGCAUUGUAGCUGGUGGCCGUGGGCCGGGAGAUGGCUUGGACCAGUUGGACCGCCCGGUGGACGUGGCCGUCGACUCCAAGGGUUUCCUGUACGUCGCAGAGUUUGGCAACGACAGGGUGACCCGUUGGAAGGACAAGACCUGUGAAGUCAUUGCGGGUGGGAGGGGCUCUGGCGAUGCACUGGAGCAGCUGGCCUCGCCGACUGCGAUCUGCCUCCAAGAAUCUAGAGAUGGCGUCAGCGUCUUGGUGGCAGAGGCGGGGAACCAUCGCGUGAGCCGUUGGACACCUGGGAUGACACGCUGUGAAAUCGUUGUUGGAGGGGUAGGCUCGCUACCAGAGCUUGAAACCCCAAGUGGCCUUUGCUAUGAUGCUGCGGACGGUAGCAUCUAUGUCGCAGAGGCUGGCAGCAACCGAGUGACCCGCUGGAUGCCUGGAGCGCUGUUAGAUGAGCAACUUGCGGGACGGUUAUCGCCGGCGGACAAGGACGAGGCAAUGAUCUCAAUCAAUUGA